UUGCCUACGUUCCCGUUCCGUGCACCAAGCUUUCGAAACAAUAGUUUGCGACCAGCAACCCUUGUCCUCCCCAGACUCCAUGUGCACGCCCAUCAAUAUCGUCGACUCGCCAACUCCGCAAACCACAUCAAUGCCCACCAGCGCAAAGGCCAUUCGCUACUUCAAGGUCGACUGAGCUACCAUGGAAAAAGCGUUGGAUCGAUCGAUCGCUUUUCCCGCUUCACGACACUCUACAUGCUCCUCAUACUGCAUGCAUCUCGUCCUCUCGAUCCUCCUCAACAUGCAGCCUCUCUCGCAAACCAACUCGCUCGUCGUCACCGUGCUCGCGGUGGACCUCGACCAGUUUGCCGCCACAGUCGUCUCGACCAAACUCCGCCUCGUCUGUGGCACCCAGCGCGAGACACUCAAGUCCAAGGACGUUGCGCAAUGGGGCGCCGCCGUCGAGUUCCUUCCGCCUGUCGACACCAUUGGCGUCAGUGUGCACAUCAAAGACGCAGCUGCGUGCGUGUGCAGCGGGUACGACGUCUUUGGCACGACGUCGAUCCCGCUUUCGUCGCUCGACAGCGCCACCAAUGGCGAAGGCUUCUUUCCCUUUGCGCAUGGCCACGGCGGCGUGCGCCUUGCAUUCGAGUGGAGCGCCGACGUCGCGCGCUGCAGCCGCGUGCAUUUGCCGUGGCGGCGCCAUGCGCACUGUGCCGACUGCAACGCGCCCGUGUGCAAGCACUGCAGCUUUCCGAGCGGCCGCAGUGGCGUCGCUUGCCGGGCCUGCGUGGCCGCCAAGCGAACGCUCGUGCUCUCGCCCAUCAUCUCAGACACGACGUCCGAGACCGACUCGGAUGACGCCAGCGCACCGGUGUCGCUCCCAAAGCCCGAUGAUGACGACCAUGUCUCGGCCGAUGAUUUCCAAGUCGUUGGCAAAAUGGAUGCGGUGAUUGUGGUGCGAAAGACGCAUGGGUCGGACGCCGGGACCAUGUACGCGCUGCGCCCGACGCUCAAGACGCUAGCGUCGCUGCCAGGCUUGGUCCGUGCCAAGGCCGUCGUCGAGGCCUUUGGCCACCCGAACGUACUCGCGCCACUGUAUCUCUUUCAGACCGCGACGACCGCGUACGAGAUCACCUCGACGGCAGCGCGACAGCCGCUCUCGACGCUCCUCGGUGGCGUCGACGAGAUUGAAGGCGCACAGCUCCUCGCGCGCGUCCUUUCCGGCCUCGCCCAUGUCCACGCCCGCGGCUACGUGCACGGCGCCGUCUCGUCGGCCAACGUGCUUCUUGGCCACGAUGGCACGGUCGUCCUCGCCGGCUUUGAGCACGUGACGCCCCUCGCCGACGACGGCGCGAUCGUCGACUGGCACGCGCUGGGCCUCUUGGUAUACGAGCUCUUUGUCGGCGCCGGGCCGCUCACCGAAGACACGUUUCUCACGGACGCAACGUGUCGUCAACAUGGCUUGCUCCCAGCCGGUCGCGACCUCUGCCUUGCCUUGCUCUCGGCGACCGAGAAGAGCUCGGCGAUUGACUUUAUGGCGAGCGACUUCUUCUUUGGCGUCGAUUGGACGAGCCUCGAUACGACGCCCGUGCCGCACCCGAGCGACACGCCGCAGCUCGACGACGUCCCAACUGACGCGUUUGACCUGGCGCUGCUUCAAGCCCGCGUCUUUGCCGACGAUCCAGACGCGUGGCCGUUGCACAUUCCAGAGUACGCCUACGCCCGCGCCACCACGGUCGGCGCCAGCGACUUUGCCGUUCUUGGCCACAUGACGACACCGACGCGCGCCCAGGUGCACGUCGUGCAAAAGACGACGGGCGCCGACGCGGGUGCCUACUACGCUCUGCAGUCCAUCGGCAAGGCGACGACGCAACCGCCGGCCGUGGACGUAUUGGCGUUGCGCCACGCGACCUUGGUGGCCAAAAAAGAUUCGAGGCUUUGCAAGCGCGACGCCUGA
Saprolegnia diclina VS20 is the source of this 1939-nucleotide messenger RNA. RefSeq lists its product as hypothetical. Gene Ontology annotation, biological process: protein phosphorylation. Lineage: Eukaryota; Oomycota; Saprolegniomycetes; Saprolegniales; Saprolegniaceae. The record is from RefSeq and is a predicted model, not a curated record. The coding region runs from base 182 to 1939 and encodes 585 amino acids. Gene Ontology annotation, molecular function: ATP binding; protein kinase activity. The transcript has 6 exons.